GAGGAGCAUCUGAGAGGAUAACUGCCUGUUUGCUCACUCUUGUCUUCUUGCUCCCCCUCCUGUCCAUUCACUUCCACUCGCAGCACAAACGCUCAGACAGCUAGGUAGGCACAGCGGAGCUCAGAGCUCUGAGGGAUGGAUAAAAAGGUUCCCACGUGAAAAGGCAUGAAUCCACAGAAGAAGAGGAGGGUGAGCUAGAGGAAGAGCCAAACCAGAGAAGAGAGGAUAAAGAGAGGAGCAGAUGGACUCUGCACAGAGGAGAGGAAACGGUGUGAAGCGCACCGAGCGGCAGUGACAGAGAGGUGGGAAUAAGAGCAAAACAUGAACGCCAGAGGGAUGGAAGAAUGGGCUGAGGAGCUGUGAAGGAAUAGCGGAGAAGAAGAGGAGCUUUUGUGGGAGAACGAGGCAACGCAGAAGGGGAAACAGGAAGCGAGAGAUGUGGAACUCACACCGUCUUCAACCAUGAGAGAAUGAGUCACUGAGAGAAGAGCUGAGAAGAGGAAGAAACCAAGAGACUGAUAAAAUCAAAAGGGGGUGGGGGGGGACGAAAAGUUGAAACAGAUAGGCCAUUAUGGAGAAGUACGCAGACCCAUCCGAUACUUCGGCCAUCCAAUCUCCUGAGGCCCCAGGGGACAAAGCAGGUGGAGAAGGAGGCGCCGCCAAGUAGACAAGCCAAUGUGAUGGACACAGAGAGGAUGGACAGGCUGCGUUUUCGUACUCGCUGCCUAUUUGCCGGUAACCUCUCCGGCCUGAUCGAGAGUUCGUCUCCCUUGAAAGUUAAAGAGAAGUAAGGAGCAAAAGUGCACAACUUCAGAAGACAUGGGAGAGUAUGGACACUUCUUACAUGCUUAUUUUAAGAGUAUUUGAUGCUGCAUACAUUUAUUUUUGUAUAAGGGUAAGAUAAAGGCUAACCCAAAGAGGUUAGCAUUCAUCACAGUGAUCUUUACUGAAUUUAUACUUGCUGUGCUUAAUAUUACUACACCUUGAACUGUGAUUAUGGUAAUCCAUCCUUUCUAGAGGACAAUCUUAGUUGCAAAGGAAGUCCUUGGUGUAUAGAUUUGUGAUAACCUGAGCAGCUGCACACAAUCCUACAAAGAAGUUAAUCUUAUAAAGCCUGUUCUGUAAUGAAACUCAGUCGAUCAACUGUACAGAUCUCUCACUGUUAUAAUGAGUAUAAAGAAAAGGGGAGAUCAGUUUCCUUGUUGACGCACUGACACAACUAGGCCUUCACCACAUCAAACUGCCUGCAGAGCCUGUGGAUGUUGGGGGAGCGAGAGACACAAGAGAAAUGGUGAGCAAAGAGCCCAACCACUUGCUCACGGGCCAAACCAACAGCAAGAGCACCUUGGCGGACAAGCUGCCCGGGACAAUGACUGUGCGGUCUGUGCUGCUCAAUCGAGACUCCCCAGAUAUCGAGAGCCGCCUCAAGCGACGCCGCAACCGCACCCACCAGGUCCGCUUUAAGGACCUGGAGGAUGGCAGCAGCAGCAGUGGCAACAGUGGAACAGGAGAAAACAAUAGCCAUCAGAGGCCUGCCACGGACUGUGACAGCCCACAUCCUCUUCGCAAACACAGCAGCAGGUCCCCCAAGCCAUGGACGGACAGGGACAGGCUGCGGACUCAGAGUCUACCUGGCCAAACUUCUGUGGUCGGGGCUGUGCGUGGGGACAUGGCAAGUACUAUAGAGGUGGUGGCUGCUUUCUUAGCCCGAGCACCACCUCAUCCAUUGACACCAGGUCCCACGCGUCGAUGCUGGGUACCGCCACAGACUAACUCCCUAACCUUGCCAAUGACACGCAGGCCCAGCACGAGCACCAGCACAGCCAUCCAGACCUCCCCAUGCCUGAAAAAGCCCCAGUCCCUUUCCUCCACUCACACACGCAGCCACAGCCUCGGGGACUCAGUGGGCAUGGAUGGGGAUGACGAACAUGACUCUCAAGAUGAGUACCUUACGCACAACCACGUGUCGGUGCCUGGGUCCAAGGAUCAGAAUGGUCCUCCUGGGGACCGAGCUGUGAUAGAACGGAGGUCUAAAGCCUCCAGGACAGACAUUAAAUCAGCUGUUAGUGUGGUCAAAAGCUCCAGGCACAGCUGCCCACCUUCAGUGCUUCACAACACUGAGCCAUUUCACUGUUCCUCUGUGUCCUGUCGAGAUGGCCCCAAGCGUCAGGGAAGCAGCACUCCCUCAGUAGUCAGGAGGAGGAAGCGGCUGAAUCGGACAACAAGUGAUCCUGGAAAGGAAGUGCACUACUGCACUACUCCCACUCAGACUGAAAGCCCCAGUCCUUCCCCACCACCCUCAAACACCAAACUCUGCACCACUCAAGUUCAAACCGAGAGCCCUUCCCAACCUCAAAAGUAUUGCACCUCCCAAAGUCAAACAGAGAGUCAACAUAAAUCUCCACCUUCGAGUGACAAACAAUGCACAACUCAAAUCGCCAACUCUCGUCCAGCCCUACCUCCAAACACUGAACAGUGCACCACUCAAAUCCAGACAGACUCGCCCUGUCACUCUCCUCCAAAUCAUGAACCUUGCACUACCCAAACACAAACUUGCAGCCCCUGUGCUUCCCCACCUUUGACGGUAUCACCAAUGCAAACUCAAUCUGAGCAUCCAGUAUCCCUACCUGCGACUCAAGACCCUCCUAUCACCCAAAUAACAACUGUGCCUUACUUUACCUCUCCCCCACCUACAAGUGCGCAGACCCCUGAACACUGCGCCAAACAACUUUGCUCCUCUCCAGCCAAGUCAGCUUGCGCUACCCCACCGCCACCCAUAGCACUGACCAUUCCUUGCUCCACUUCUGCACCUACUGUCGUCCAACACCCUAUCCCCUAUUACACUGUUGUGUCGCCACCAGCGACCCCUAGCACAGCUCUUGUCUGCUCCAGUCCUGCACCAACAUACCCCACCCCAAACUGCACCUCCCCUACCCCAAACAUAGUAUCAUCUGCUCCCCUAACCUGCUCCACCCCUACACCAGCUAUAACCCCCAAUGUGACAUCCUUUGAGCCCACCAGACAUCCAACUCCCACCCCAAACAUAACACAUCAGCCCCCACACAAUGAAUCCAACACUACGCCUUCAAAUCUAACACCCUGUACAUUUGUAACUCAGACUGCCCUGUCCUGCACCUCCAUAACAUAUUACUCUACCACACAUUCAGUUAGUCACCAUGCCUCUCAUCCUAAUUCUACUACACCUUCUUAUGCCACCCUCAUACAAACCGUGUCUCAUUGCAACAUCCCAUGUCAAGCUCUGCAAAAUACCUCUUCUGCCAACACAGGCAAAACCCCAUUCUCCUCCCCAGUCCCCAAACUAAAAUCUUGCACUUCUCCGCCUCCACUUGUGAAAACGUAUGUGUCCACUCUUCCAAAUGCACAGCUAUGUGCAACGCCAACUAAAGCUGUUCCUCUUUAUUCUUCCACAUUUCGUGCUGCACCACCAUACACCCCCCCCUCUCAGGCGCCCUACAACGCUCAGGAUAAGAGGGGCAUUCGACUUCCACCUCCUCCCCCACCACCUCCACCUUACACACCGCGCAAAAAGGGAAACGAUCCGCCAGGUCCUGCAAUCCGAACACCCAUGCUCAGGGCAGACAGCAAGGCCAGCAAGAAAGAUAAAGACGAGGAGAAGGAGAAAAAGGAAGAUGUAAAAUGUACAGACUCACCCAAGCUCUGUGAGAGAGCCAGCUCUCUGAAGCACAGAGCUCAGACUCCGCCAGUUGCUGUGAUGAAGGGAGAGAAGCAGUCCUCUCCCUCCUCUCCUGCCAAGGCCUGUUUUAAGUCCAGCUGUCUCAGCUCAGCCCAGGCUCAGCUUGGGGCGCUACACAAAAUGCUCUGCUCAGGACCCAAUGCUAGGCCCAACACCCCCAAUAGCCAACACCCUCUCCCUCCAAACCAGCAGGGCUGCUCUGGAGCCAGGGGCUGCUCUGCUUCUGGGGAGCGGCCUACAGCUGGGCCCCUGACUGCAACCCAGGCUGACACACUAAGACAGGUCCAGGAAAUUCUGGGAGGGUUGGUGUCUGGGGCAAGGUGUAAACUGGACCCAUCCAGGGUGACAGAAAAGCUCCUGGGUCCCAAUGGACCCCUGCACGAUAUUCGCAGCCUGCAGACGCAGCUUCACAGCCUGGAGGGGGUCCUGGAGACCAGCCAGAACACCAUUAAGGUCCUGCUGGAUGUCAUUCAAGACCUUGAAAAGAAGGAAGCCGAGCGAGACGGAAGACAUUCAUACAGGACCGGACAGGACAUUGAGAACUGUGGGACCUGCAGGGACUGCGCCUGCAUCAUCUACAGUGUAGAGCAUGAUUUUCGUCUGCAGGAGGGGCAGGUGGUACGCACAUGGAAGGUGGGUGACCCUCCGGAGGGCUCGCCACAGACCCCCACUCCCCAGCCCUCCACACCCCACCAACAAGACUCCCCUCAGCCGGUGCGACCCCCUGCCACCACCAAGAAGAACAGGAAGAAAUGCUUCUGGUUCCUCUGA
Molecule: messenger RNA, 4486 nt
Organism: Plectropomus leopardus (leopard coralgrouper)
Lineage: Eukaryota; Metazoa; Chordata; Actinopteri; Perciformes; Serranidae
Source: RefSeq, a predicted model, not a curated record